Penicillium paradoxum is the source of this 1458-nucleotide messenger RNA. Its product is annotated as COP9 signalosome complex subunit 1. Bases 1 to 1458 code for a protein of 485 amino acids. The transcript has 4 exons. Lineage: Eukaryota; Fungi; Ascomycota; Eurotiomycetes; Eurotiales; Aspergillaceae. Gene Ontology annotation, cellular component: COP9 signalosome. The record is from RefSeq and is a predicted model, not a curated record.
AUGGACACCACUCUUCCAGAUGCAUCGGGUCCAUCUCGAGCAGAUACAAAUACUGCCACCCAAGAGGCUGUUCUAGCUGAUACCAAAUCUCGAGCAAGAGUAAUUGUGAUAGUGGAGGGUUUGGAUAACACUGACAUGCUUCUCCGGACAGAGGCCCCCAAGUUUGAUCUCGAUACUUACAUCUCAAACUAUACUGGACGCACCCGAUUCGACCGUCUUUACCUCAUCGGCACAUGCUCCCCGCUGCUUUCAACCGAUGCCCUCAAGGCAGCUAUCGCCGAAGCUAGAGCCGGUCGGGAUGUUUCGAGAUAUGAGAGGGCAGUUCGCGCGUUGGCAGAUGUGGCUCCGGGUGACCCUGAGGCUUCGCUUGAUUCCGUAUGGGUCCAGGAAACGCAGCGAUACGUGUCAAGUCAGACAGAGCGGUUGGAAGAUGAACUCCGAGGGUACAAAAACAAUUUGAUUAAAGAAAGCAUCCGGAUGGCCCAUGAGGAUUUGGGCAACCUCCAUUACGAGACCGGAGAUCUGGCUGCUGCCUCCAAAGCUUACUCGCGCAUGAGAGACUACUGCACCACUCCAAACCAUAUCACUUCCAUGCUCUUCAAGAUGGUUAAUGUCUCUAUUGAACGUGAUGACUGGAUAUCCGUGCUGGCCAACGUGCACCGACUACGCAACUCUCAGUCAAAGCCGGAUGAUGCAGCCAAAAACCAAGCGAAAAUCACCGCCGCUUCCGCCUUGUCACAGAUGCACCAAGGCUUAUACCUUGAAGCAGCAAACUCUUUCCUGUCCAUCCCGCCGGAACUGGGAGACAACUACAAUGAAAUCAUCACCGCUAACGAUGUUGCCGUUUACGGUGGUCUAUGUGCUCUCGCAUCUAUGACUCGCGACGAGCUACAGAAGAAUGUGCUUGAAAACCAGACAUUCCGCACUUUCCUUGAACUUGAGCCUCACAUCCGUCGCGCCAUCGCCUUCUUUUGCAACUUCAAGUUCCGCCACUGCCUUGAGAUUCUGGACGCCUAUCGCCCUGAUUACCUGCUUGACGUUUAUCUUCAGCGUCAUAUCCCCACUUUAUACAGAGUCAUCCGCACCAAAUCUAUCCAGCAGUACAUGAUUCCCUUCAGCCGUGUUACCCUCGAUUCCAUGGCAAAGAUCUUUGCCCCUGAAGUCGUUGGUGGCGAAGCACGUCCCACGGACAUUUCAUCGCCUUUUAUCCAGGAACUGGCCAGUCUGAUUGAAGGUGGUGUACUGAACGCGCGUAUCGAUCUCGAGAAAGGAUUGCUGGUGUCGAACCAAAUCGAUCUGCGAGCUGAACUUCAGCGCAGCGCGCUGGAGAGCUUGCGCGAAUUCAACCAGGAAGUCCACUGGCGGACUCUUGCUGUCGGUUUCACUCAAGCAGGAUUCGAGGUGGGGGAUACUAAAGGGGAAGUUCCAAUGAGAUCGCUGCGUCGGGGCUCAAGAUAG